Messenger RNA from Linum tenue, 1542 nucleotides. Lineage: Eukaryota; Viridiplantae; Streptophyta; Magnoliopsida; Malpighiales; Linaceae. The record is from the annotation of a GenBank genome assembly.
UCGAUUUCUAACAUCCUCUCCCGCCCCGACGGCGGAGCUGGGCUGGCCGGGCAGCGCAUCCGCGUCCUCGGAUGGGUCAAGACAGGGAGGGAGCAAGGGAAGGGCACAUUCGCCUUCCUGGAAGUCAACGACGGGUCUUGCCCGGCGAAUCUACAAGUAAUUGUGGAUUCCGCCAUGGCCAAUUUAGGUUCGCUGGUGGCGACGGGCGCCUCCGUCAAGGUCGAGGGUUUGCUGGUGGCGCCGCCCGUAGGUAAGAAGCAGAGGAUUGAGCUCCGACUCGAGAAGGUUCUCCACGUUGGUCCGGUUGAUCCAGCUUAUCCAAUUCCCAAAACCCAGCUCAGCCUGGAGGUCUUGAGGGAUCACAAUCACAUCCACCUCCGCCCCAGAACCAACAUGAUUUCUGCAAUCAUCCGAAUUCGCGAUGCCCUAGCUUUCGCUACGCACUCAUUUUUCCACGAGAACGAGUUUCGGCUGAUUCAUACCCCGAUUAUCACCACCAGCGACUGCGAGGGCGCUGGUGAGAUGUUCCGAGUGACGACGAUGGUUGGCGAGGCGGAGAAGCUGGAGAAAGGGGAGGUGGGAGUGGCUGCUAAACCUGGUAUCCCUCAGAAAGAUGGGAAGAAGAUUGACUAUGCUGCUGAUUUCUUUGGACGUCAGGCUUUCUUGACCGUCUCUGGUCAGUUGCAACUUGAGACUUGUGCCUGUGCGGUUGGCGAUGUGUACACAUUCGGGCCGAGUUUCAGAGCCGAACACUCUCAUACUUCGAGGCAUCUGGCUGAGUUUUGGAUGGUGGAACCCGAGAUAGUUGAUGCAGAUAUUCAGGAUGUCAUGAACUGGGCAGAGGCAUAUGUAAAGUACAUGUCCCAGUGGCUAAUUGACAAAUGCUGUGAUGACAUGGAGCUCAUGGCUGACAAAGGCUGCAUUGACCGCCUAAGAAUGGUGGCAUCGACUCCUUUUGAGCGAAUUUCAUAUACAGAAGCAGUGAAAAUCCUUGAGGAGGCUGUGAAGGGUGGUAAGAAGUUUGAUAACAAAGUCGAAUGGGGGAUUGAUCUGGCAUCCGAACAUGAGAGGUUCUUAACCGAGAAUGAGUUCCAGAAGCCGGUGAUUGUUUACAAUUACCCUAAAGGAAUCAAAGCUUUCUACAUGAGGCUCAAUGACGAUUCAAAGACAGUGGCUGCAAUGGAUGUCCUUGUACCCAAGGUAGGAGAGUUGAUUGGUGGAAGUCAGAGGGAGGAAAGAUACGAAGUUAUCAAAGAAAGGAUUCUGGAGAUGGGGCUGCCUCUGAAGCCAUAUGAGUGGUACCUUGACCUUCGUCGGUUUGGGACCGUAAAACACAGUGGGUUUGGGUUGGGAUUUGAACAAUGCUGUUGUUUGCGACCGGCAUUGACAACAUUAGAGACGUUAUUCCCUUCCCAAGAUACCCAGGAAGAGCAGAUCUGUAACUAGCUUGUUAGUUUAGAAAGAACCAGCAUGUCCAUGCAUAAGAUUUGUGUUUUCUUGUUUACAUUUGCUCAUAUUCUCUUUUCAUGAAGCUCAGCCCAC